AUGCUGAUAAAGAGGGAUAGAGUGGUGGACGGGGCAGCACUUUUGCUGGUGCAGCGCCAGCCGCUGGGGCAGGAUGACGUUGUGAUAUGCCCCUAUGAUUCCAAUCAUCACAUGCCUAAAUCAUCUUUAGGAAAGCACAUGGUAUCUUGUAGAUUGAGGAAACUGGGCUAUACCAAAGAAGAAGAGGAUAAAAUGUAUAAUUCUGAUUUUUUCUAUGAGAAUGUGAAGAUACCUUCAAUUACUUUGAAUAAGGACUCACAAUUCCAGAUAAUUAAACAAGCUAGAACUGCAGUUGGAAAAGAGGGUGAUUGUUAUAAUCAAAGGAUUUAUUCUUCAUUACCUGUUGAAGUUCCUCUGAAUCACAAACGGUUUGUUUGUGAUCUAACACAAGCUGAUCGUCUUGCCCUCUAUGAUUUUGUAAUGGAGGAGACGAAGAAAAAGCGCUCGGAUUCUCAAAUUAUUGAAAAUGACAGUGAUCUCUUUGUAGACUUGGCUGCCAAAGUCAAUCAAGAUAAUAGUCGAAAAAGUCCAAAGUCUUACCUUGAAAUCCUAGCAGAAGUGAGAGAUUAUAAAAGAAGACGCCAGUCCUAUAGAGCUAAGAAUGUUCACAUAACCAAGAAAUCAUAUACUGAGGUGAUUCGGGAUGUCAUAAAUGUGCACAUGGAAGAACUCAGUAGUCAUUGGCAGGAAGAACAGGAAAGACCAGAGGAUGAUGCUGAAAAGAAUGAAGAAAGGCGAUCGGCUUCAGUAGAUUCACGGCAGUCUGGUGGAAGCUAUUUGGAUGCUGAGUGUUCACGACAUAGAAGGGAUCGGAGUAGGAGUCCACAUAAAAGAAAAAGAAAUAAAGAUAAGGAUAAAAACUGGGACUCAAGAAGAAGGAAAGAGAGGGAUGGGGAAAGACACCAUAGUCAUAAAAGAAGAAAGCAAAAAAUAUAAAUGAGGUAUUUGUGCAUGUAUUAAUUAUGCUUAUGCCAUGAUAACCAAUAUGCCAAUAUUUUAAUUACAAUUGCUUUGAGUAAAAGAAUGUGUUUCUAUGACUUGUGUAGUGCUCAGAUUAUUGAUUUUCAGUAAGUACUUAUGUUUCUAACCAUGAGUACACUAUCAUGCCCUAUAAUUUUGUUUCACUUAUAUUUUAAUAGAUGAUUGCUUCCUAUUACUGAUUUUGUUUCAUUCUUUGUUAUAGUUUAUGUAUCAGAAAAUUCUUUAAUUAAAGUCAGUACUUAAGCUAUAUAAAUAAUACACAAAUACAUUUGCAUUAAAAAAAAAUUAAACCUUUCAGUUAGGUUAAUGUCCCCUUGGAACACCACCUAUAAUCCCUGUGGCCACCCCAGGAACUACUAUUUACCACUAUACUGGUAAAUUGUAAUAGGGAAAGACGACUUACAUAUCUGUCAGAAGGGAAAUAGCCUGGUUAAAUAAAAUAUGGAAUAGUCGUGGGAUUACUAUAUUGGACCUAAAAGAAAUAAACUUUAUCUAGAUUAAUGUGGAUAGAUCUCAGAAAUAUAAUGCUGAGUGAAAAUAACAAGCUGAAGAAAGAUAGAUACAAGUUAUAUUUAUGUACAAUAUAAUACUAUACAUUUUCUGUGACCAUAUAUGUAUGUAAAUACAUCUUUAAGGGUUUAGAAGAACCCAUACCAAAUUCAUAAUAGUGAUUAUUUGGGGGAGGAG
Messenger RNA from Puma concolor (puma), 1668 nucleotides. Lineage: Eukaryota; Metazoa; Chordata; Mammalia; Carnivora; Felidae. The record is from RefSeq and is a predicted model, not a curated record.